AGUCAGCAGUGUGAGCAUGCCAACAAAGAAGUCAGCCUCCGAGCACCCAAAUCACACCACUAUGGACAUUCUAAAUCCCUUGACUACAGAGUGCAUGCCACAGCCUCUUAUAUUAAUGACGGUAGACACUAUAUACCAGAGUUGACUGCUGUUCGUUUACUGUUACACAGUUGAUCUUCGGUACUAGGCCACUUUGGUUGCAGUUCUACAGAUGUUAUGACCAAUAUGAACCUUGGAUUGUCACCUGGAAGUCAUACCAUAAAGUACGCAGAUAAAUGUCUCAAGCGACGUCUACAGAAGCAGCAACGCCAACAACUUCCAUCAGUUAAAAGGCGCAGACUUGUUCUGAAACAGGAGCGUUCGAUUAACCAGGGAGCUCUUGAAGCCUUAGAAGGUGUUUCAAAUCAAUCUGAAGUUGGCCAUUCCUCCAGUGUUGAUAUUGAGAAACUUCCAGAUGCUGUCCCGCGUGGCAAUUUCAAACCCGUGAAAGUUGAAAUUGGACAACCUACAAUCAUAGCCAUAGACCUGGAAACUACAGACCUGAUACGUGGUUCUGUUAUGCCGCACAUCACACAGCUGGCAGCAGUGGAGGUAAAGUCUGGUGCCCAGUUUGCAGUUUACACAAAACCAAAGAUGGCAGUUACAUCUGAAGCCCAAAGGGUAACUGGAAUAUGUGUUGAUGACAACGGUGAUAUAGUUGUGAAUGGAAAUCUGGAUGAGUCUAUUCAUAUUCAGUCUGCCAUUGAGAAGCUGUGCAGGUGGCUUGACCAGUUUUCCAAUGUGUUUCUCAUUGCUCAUAACGGAAGGAGAUUUGACUUUCCAAUUCUCAUGACAGCUGUACAGAAAACCAAAACCACAGAUGUCUUUUUCAAAUCAGUAUUUGGCUUUGUCGAUAGUUUGUCUGUGUUUAGAAAGAAGUACCCUGGAGAGUCAUUAAAACAGGAAGACCUUGCACGACAACAUCUUGGUAUGACAUACAAUGCCCACAAUGCAGAGGCUGAUGUUGAGGCUCUUGGACAUCUUCUAAAACUAUGUGAAGUGUCUGAUCUCCUAAACUUCAGUUUUUCUCCUGUGGCUGUGAAAAAUUCUUUACUGUUCAAUCGUGAAAAAUCGAAAAAUCUGCGCUCCUUUGAUCCAUUAAUAAGCAAGGGGAUAUGCAAACGUCCUACAGCAGAAAACAUUGCUGGCUCUGGUUUGAGUGUUGAACAUCUGAAAGUUAUAUUUAGGCGAUCAGGUGAAGAUGGACUUAGAAAUACAUUUACAGCUGUAAACUGUGAUGGCUUACCGAGAGUAACAAACUCAAAAAAAGUUCUGGAGGAAACUGGUCCCAAGUUUUGUCAGUAUUUUUCAUCAAAUGUACCUUCAUAGACAUAGGUACUUGUAUGAAUAAUCUGUGAUUCAGAAAGUACAUUAAUUGAAUCAUCAUUGAUGACAUGCUGGUUAGUAUAUUUGUGAAGUAUUUGCAUUUUGAUUAUGAUUUUUACUUGGUGUAUAAAAAGCAAGAUUUAGUCUUUUAUGGAAAACAAAUAUAUGCUGCCAAAUAUGUAAUUUUCUUGCAUACAAGACCAAAAUUUCCGGUAUUUUUGCUGGUGAUGGAAAUUCUAUCCUGCACCUCGGGGUGUCAGACAACUGUUGUGCUAUGAUUGAUGUAUAUUUCUCAAUUCAAGAAACACUAUUUUAUCAAAAAAUACAGAAAGUUAGGCAGAAACUGAUAAAAUAAUACUGGAACUAGAUCUUGUUACUUGUCUUCGAAAUGUUGUGAUGUCUUUCCUGUUUAUGGAUGUUGGUUUCACUUACUUUGUAUGAAUACACUACUAUACAGAACUAGCUACUAUACAGAACUAGUUCUAAAAAGAAAGUCAUUUGAUUCAUUUUUUUUUUAUUAUUAUUAUUUGAAUAUGGUAUGCAAGAAAAAGAUUCUAUCACUGGUUGUCGAUGUUGAUAGGAAUAUCCGGCUCUCGGUUAACUAUAUGUGUUAACUCGGCAGAGCCUCGUUACCCCCUAAACAGGUAACCAUUUCAUUUAGACAGGAAAUUCUAAUCUGCACUGAUUAUCAGUGAAAUAAUCAUAUAUAAUUAUGCAUGUACUAAACUCAGGAAUUUUUCUGUCUUUAGAAGAGGUCAAAAUUCAUUGUACUUGCCUGAAGUUGGCUCAGUAUUUUUCCAGCUGUGGAAAAAAUAUUUCGGUUUUUGUUUUCAGUCAGGACUUUCUCUAUUUUAUCAGAAACAUGUAAUUUACAAGACAUAAUGUUCAAUUCAGUCCAAAGAAUGUAACUUGUUGCAGUAUCAUUGAAACACAACUUCUUUAUGAAGUUCUAAUAGGCAAAAUUCACACUAAUUUUUCAAAGACACUGAUGACCAGGAUCUCUUACAAUGUCAACAGGAAAUGAAGAUUUUUAAAGAUUUUGAUAUCUUAACUGUCUUUUUAUAACUUAAACAGUUAGUAUAUAUAGUUGCAUGUAGAAAAUGUUGCUUUCCUUAAACAUAGUUUGAUCAUAUUUGAGACAUUGUGUAUUUCGUCAUUUUUUGUGAAAAUCUUGUUUGUGGGGUAGCCAUAUGCAAAAUUAUAUUUCUUAAAUUACAGAUGGUAAAAAUUUUUUUUCUUUGUUUAUUUUGUUUGAAAUAAUAUUUAGCUAAAAAAUAGAAGAGGUUACCUUAAUUGACUAGUAUUAAAUAGCUGAUUUUUUUUUAAUUAAAAAACAUGUAUUUUUGAUUAUUUGUGAAAAUUUGUGUGAUUUUUCUUGGGUAACCAUGCCAUUUAGCUUCAAAAUAUCUGAUUACUAUAGUUUGUGCUUUUAAUAUGCACUUGUUUCAUUAGAUAUAUGUAUUGUGAAUGAAAUGAAAUCAUAUAAUAAAUAAAAAGGGUGAAAAUUCAUUAAAAAAUAGUCAUUUUUGCAAAUGCACCCCUGGUACAAUUUAACGGAUUUUCAGUAAUAGGGGGUGGGCAAAUGAAAUCGCUAUAUUUCCGUAACUGUUGGUGAAAUUCUUUUAAUAUUUCACAUACAAUCCUGUAUUUGCAUAUAGAUUUUAAAAAUGUUAUGAUAUAGAGAAUCUGGAG
Messenger RNA from Mercenaria mercenaria, 3057 nucleotides. RefSeq lists its product as uncharacterized. Gene Ontology annotation, molecular function: nucleic acid binding; 3'-5'-DNA exonuclease activity. The transcript is spliced from 5 exons. Gene Ontology annotation, cellular component: cytoplasm. The record is from RefSeq and is a predicted model, not a curated record. The coding region runs from base 217 to 1368 and encodes 383 amino acids. NCBI's taxonomy places the organism in Eukaryota, Metazoa, Mollusca, Bivalvia, Venerida, Veneridae. Gene Ontology annotation, biological process: DNA catabolic process.